Molecule: messenger RNA, 3798 nt
Organism: Rhagoletis zephyria (snowberry fruit fly)
Lineage: Eukaryota; Metazoa; Arthropoda; Insecta; Diptera; Tephritidae
Source: RefSeq, a predicted model, not a curated record
AUGGCAAAAAUGACCUUUUCAAGUGAAAUUUCCUGUGCUGUAGUCGCCAAGAUCUGUCAAGAUGUUGGCUGGCACACGGCGCACAAAGGCGCUCUCACAGUACUUGCUGACUUGCUUGAAAAUUACAUCCGAAAAAUUUCGUCAAUCGCCGUCGACUUUGCCAAUCACAAUGACCGCAACGAUCCAAAUGUCGAUGACCUGGCAAUGACCUUUAAAUUUAUCAAUUUUGAUCUCAACCAGUUGCGGGACUACGUUUUGAAUGUGAAUAGCUCACCACUUCCUCAAAAGGUUCCCAUAUUUCCAUUACCAUGUCGAGAAAAUCGCGCAAUCGACAACUGUGCACCGAGUGAUGAGGAGCGGCCUGAAUGUUACGAGAAGUGGAUGCCUUCAUUGGUGCACAAAAGAUCCUCAUCGCUUCCCGAAUUGAAUUACCAAUCUGCAGAGCAAAGUCAAGAUGUAUUGGACAAACAAAAUGCCACAUCAAAUAUUAGUGAAAGCGAAGCACCUGUUUUUGAGAACAAAAGUCAAAAGAACAAGCUCGUUCUUAGAUUCAGUAUGAGCAAGUCAGUUGAUGACCUUACUGAUGAGAAUCGUGUUCAUGCUGACGAUGAAGAAGCCAAUGAAGCUAAUUUGUCAGAAAGCGCUCUCAUUGCCAAACGACUAAAAAAAUCUCGUGCAUUUCAAAACUUUCUCAACAGCGCACUUUAUAAAAAUCCUACUGAUCCACAAACUAAAAGUACUUUACGUGUUGCAGACACGCAGAGGCUGCCAAACGCAUACCAGAGUCGCGAAAACUCACCUCAACCAGAACCACAAAAUAUUCUUCCUAAUGACGCUUCAAAUGAUGCUUUCAAUCACGUUGCUAAAAACGACACGAAAAAAGCAAAGAAAUCGAAAAGGAAUAAAAAUAGUGUUUUAGAUAAUGAUAAUCUGACUUUUGGAUAUUUUAAUGAUGAUCCCAGCGCCAGCACAUUGGUAAAAGACUACGAAUUAAAAAAAGUGCGCAAAAGUAAGAGCAGCGACUCAACAGAGAAAAAAUCAAAGAAAAAACUUAAUCCAUUUAGCCUCAAAAUGCCUAGUAUUGGAAUUGCCGAUGAUAAUGCAAACAUGCUGGACUUUGCCGAACCCGGUCCGUUUGAUUUGAAUGGUGAAGACAGUUUGCCCAAGACAAGGAAGCAGAACAAACCAAAAAAGGAAAAACCACCAAAGGUUCUUUCGGAAAGGAAAAGAGGACGACCGAAAAAAAUUCAGUUUAUUGCUUCCACAAACCCGACUGAACUUGUCUUUAAAGACGGAGAGCUACCACUUUCGUCAUCAUUGAAAACGGAAACAUUUCAAAGUGUUUUCGGAGAAGAUGAGGCAGCCAAACUGCUGUUUAAUUUGUCUGGAUCUAAUAUUACCGGAGACCAGGCAGGCCGUAAACGCAAAUUUGACAGUUUUGACAGUGCUGGUGCAGAUGACUCAAUGACUGAUCCAAACGUCAGCAUGAGUAGCAUCAAGACAACACCUAAAAAGGUGGGCCGCCCUCUGAAGCGACCAAAGAUAAAGAGCAGCAGCACUAAAAAGUUUGUCAAGUCGGCGGAAAUUAUUGAAAGCUCGGGCGACUCAACUGACGACGAUACAUUCAUUGACUCUAAUCCCGUCUCCUUGCUGCCACCACUACCUGAGCCAUCAAUGAACUUCAGGGAUGGCAGCAAUUCGCCAUCUGCUCGAAGGCGUAGCGAUUCUGUUUCUCCCAUGUCUUCCAAUUCUUCUCUUGCAUCACCCUUUUCCGACUUUUCUAAACGGGCUUCUUCAUCAUUGGAGCAUUCUGGCAGCUCGGCUCGCCAUAAGAAAGCAGAAAAGCACUCUUCUAAAGUCUCUACUUUAGAGUAUCUUGACCAGCUUCAUGACACUGGUAAAAAUAAUCGGUCAAAGCAAAAGACGAAAAAGCUUUCUAAAGACAAAGAUAAAGAUCGUGAAGAAAAAGCCCACAAGAAGCACAAAAAAGAUAAAGAGAAACUCAAAAAGAGCAAGGAAUCGAGGGAAAAACACAAGGACAAAGAAAAGACAUUAAAACCUAAACUUAGUUUCAACUUGGGUCCUGAUUUUCAAAGAACGCCUAUCGGUUUAUUUCGAAGAUUUAAUCGCGGAAAGCAGCAAUCAUUCACAUCAUUCACAAANUCGAGGGAAAAACACAAGGACAAAGAAAAGACAUUAAAACCUAAACUUAGUUUCAACUUGGGUCCUGAUUUUCAAAGAACGCCUAUCGAUUUCGAAGAUUUAAUCGCGGAAAGCAGCAAUCAUUCACAUCAUUCACAAAGUAUUAACACAUCUUCUCAAAUAUCCACUGAACAUGAGUUUCCAAAAUAUUUAGCAACUGAAAACACUGCUUCUGAUUUUGAAAAGGUUAAAAAGAAACGAGGCCGAAAGAAAAAGAUUCAGCUUGAAGAGGGAAGUGAUUCGGUUUUUAUCACGAAUGAUGCCCCUAAGGUUAAGAUAAUAUCUACGGCCACAAGUCUCUUGGAUAACUCAAACACCAGUAUUGACUCAGCUUCAGCCAGCUUUUCAGCCAAACACAAGUCCCGAGAAUCAAAGACUGAGAAAGAGCAUCAUCGCAAAAGAGAUUCUAAUGCUGAAAAGUUGCCCAAAAAAGAGAAAAAGCGCGAGACCAAGUCAUCAAAAGACUUUAAAAUUAUAACGGAGACAAUCGAAAAUAAAUCAGACGAUGUCACGACUGAGCAGUGGCAUUGUCCUCUCUGUGGUCUUCCCGACAUUGGCAAUCCGAUGAUUGGCUGCGACAAAUGUGACAACUGGUUCCAUUACAAUUGCGUUGGCGUUAUCACUGCGCCUGACAAAAAUCAAAAGUGGUUCUGUAUUGAUUGCAAAAAUCAAAAGUCAAAGAAGUCGGACACCGUUUCAAAGAAGGGGAAAAAGUCUAGUUCGAUUGAUGACAGCACAACUAUUACCCCCAUACCUUCUAUUGAGCAAUGCAGCAACUUACCAGCUCAACUAUCUAGCAGUUCAUCUACCGCUUCAGCCCAUGCUGCAAAGCCCAAAGUCACCAUUACCGCUUCUUCCAGUGGGUACAAACCUACGGGUCGUCCUCGAGGACGGCCGCGGAAGGACCAGACAAAGCCUCAAGUGACAAUAACGACAUCGCCGCCGCCAGUUUUUCUUCCCCAACAGCUGCCACAUCUUCCAUAUUCUCCCAGCACACAUUACCUGCCGCAUACUAAAUCGGCACAGAAAUCGACAAAGAAUAGGGUUUCUCAUUCUUCAGCUGAUCAAGUGAACUUGGGAGCAUCAUCUACCUCUGGGGCCCAGCAUAGAUCACCUAGUAAGCCAACUAAAAAACAAAACAAAAGGGAAACUUGUCCAACUUGCAAAGUCGCCAUCAAAGAGUCUGUUAACUUGGUUCGCUGCGACAUCUGCUCACAAGUGUAUCACUGGAAGUGUGCUGAUAUCUACAGUCCGCCUAGCCCUGACACAGUCUGGUACUGUGUACCCUGUAAAAGCCAACCUUCAACCAGCAUGUCCUUGCAACGGGAAAUUAUAUAUGAGGAGGAUGAUGAUGACUACGAUGAAUCUGAUCCGAAAUAUCGGUGCGGCAUCUGUCGCCUCGCCACUUCCACCAGCUAUGAUGUUUCCCAGUGGAUUGCCUGCGAUGAGUGCGACCAGUGGUAUCACUUUGAGUGCCAAGGCAUCACCGAGGAACCGUCUGGCCAAGAGUCGUGGUUCUGCCAGAAGUGCGUUGAAAGGCAAAGAGAGAUUUCAAGCCGAAUGGCUAAUUUUAACCGUGCUUCUAAUCUUCAGUAG